CCCAUCUCCCGCGUGUUGAUGACACGCAAGCGUAAAAGUGAUGCGCUUGGGUUUCAUUUCCGGACGCGAUAAACUACUGGAAACUUAAGCCUUAAUACGAUAAACAUAAAGGAGUUGGGCGAAAUGUCAGACUCUGACUCUGACCGCGCAGGACGCUUCCGAUUGGAUCUUAAAUUUUUGGCCAAUAGCAGUAUAGGUGCCAUAAUUAGAUCGUCAGAUGAAGUGUUUGAACGAUGGAGCCGUAUUUCUAUGGAAAGAAAGGAGGAGGCUGGACGUCUCAUGAAAAUCUAUGCCUUCUGGUUUCCCAUUCUGCUGCAGCCGGAUGAGUCCAACACGGCAACCUCCUGGGCCAUAGAAAUAGGCCUGAUUGACAAAAGUGGUGAUCUAAGUCUGAAGCACCUGCACAAGAUAGAAAUAUUGGAAACCAUUCUCAGAGCUAUGGAUAAAGGAUCUUUGAAAAAGGACCAAGCAAAGCUUGCAGUGUGGAUAGCCAACAGAUUUUAUUUGCGUUGCCCUGAGGUUCUGGAGGAUGCUGUACUUUGGGUGGAGCGGACAGAAGAACCUGAGAUCUGCCUUCGACUUCAGGAGCUUGGCCACAUAAAUAACUGCUACAAAGCCCUGCACCUUGUUUUCAUAGAGUUUGCUCAGUACAUUCACAAGAUGGGUACUAACAUUGAAAAGACCAUCAACGAACUGACAUCUUACCCACCUGACAGUUUCAUAGAGAAAAGUGAAGAAAUGAAGAAGAAGGGAAAUGAAGUCUUUCAGAAAAAGCAGUAUGAGGAUGCUGUUGAGUUUUACUCUAAAGCUGUCAAAUAUUACCCUGACAACCACAUUAUAUAUGGAAACAGAGCCCUAUGCUAUAUUCGAUGUGAGCAAUAUCUGAAAGCAGUUUUUGAUGGAAAAUGUGCAACUCUGUUAAAACCACGGUGGGCAAAGGGUCACUACCGCUAUUGUGAGGCUCUCUUCUGCUUGGGAGAGAUCACAAUGGCACUUGAAGCCAAUAGCUCUGCCUUGAGUCUAUGUAAGGAUGACCGUGAUGGGCUCAAGGACCUGGAACAACAACACCAGAAAUUCCUCACCAGCGUGACAGUUAUUAAAGGAGUGGGUCCUACAGGCGUGAAAAAUCCCGACUGUGAACCAUGUGGUUGUCCAAAAAGAAGUCAGCAUAAAAAAACAGACAGCGCUAAAAAAGCAGAAGAAAAAAAGGAGAUGCAAUACUACACUGUAAAACCUCCCAGAUCAAGCAAAUUUAUGGUGGGACUUGUUAGAAGGACGCCUCAACCGACUAAGGUAUCAGAGGUUAAAAUGGAGAAGCACACCCAACCAGGGAAGCCUGACCAGGCUACACGCACAAAGGGCAGUGCUAAAGACUCAAAAACAACAAAAAGUGGGCUGCCAUUAACCAAUGGAAAAGCAGCACACAGUACCACACCAAAAAAGCAGAAAAAAGAAACUGAAAGGAAGAGGAGCAGGCAGUCUGAAGAUGAGACUUGUGUGGUGGACAGUAAUGCAGCCUUAUGUAAACAGUUGAAGUCAAUGGUGGAAGAUGCUUAUACAGCUCUUGAUGAACACCGCAGCCGCAAUGCUGAACAGGCCUUCAGCCAAGCACUGGAAUUACUAGAAACCAGCAAAUCCAAGGAUCUUGACAUUUCCAGAGUGGAUGUCCUGCUGUUACUUUAUGGUCAAGCAACAGCCCUGACAGACAUUGGCCGACCUGAGGAACUUACAGAAGCACAAAGACUGCUGGAGAAGAUCAAAUCUUUUGAUGAGAGAACAUUUCAGUGCCUGGUUUUCUUUGCCAUUGGGAGAGUUUAUGUGAAAGAGAAUAGGUACACUAUUGCUCUGGAAAAGUUUUCAGAUUCUCUCCAGAUGGUCAAGAAUCAAAUAACACCUGGGAAACUCACCUGGCCUUUAACAAAAAAGACUGUCAAAGAAACACAGCCAGAAUAUCUAACGAAUAUUCUGGAGAAUUCUAUAGAGUUGUGCAGAUUCCCUCCUCCACCUGAUGCAAUUUGUCGCCUUGAAAACUGUGUUGGCUCUGUGAAAGCUGAAAUCUUCUUCACUGACCCAGAUUUUAAGGGCUUCCUUCAGAUAUACUGCAGUGAGAGCUGUGUAGUUGAAUACCACAUUCUUUGUUGGAAGAAUCUGAAGACAUCAUCUUUCUUUGAAAAGAACGAAAAGGAUUUCCUGCAAGAAGCCUGCUUGACACCAGACUGUAUUGGCCGAAUUUGUAGUAUCAAAAUCUUUGGUCCUACUGGCCUGGUGAAAUGUAAGUUUGAAGCUGCCAUUCCUAAACCACCGACACCAAAGAAGCCAAGAGUAAAUCAGAAAUGUACCAGUGUGAAGAAGUUAAAAUCGAAGGAGGACCGCAAACUCAGGAGAAAGCAGUAUAAACAGUCAUUUCAAGAUAACAAGGCUGACGGCAAUGAGAUUCUUCUGAAGACAUCAGACUCCACUGCUCAGAGUCAACAGAAAGCCUGGUUGCUUUAUAGGGAUCGGGUUCUUCUUCAGAUCAGCCAGCAUAUGCACUUGCUCAGAGAGGAGACGGGUCUCCCUGUAGCAGCCUUAAUCAGCAGUUUGAGACCCUGGGUUGAGCUUGACCAUUCCAGAGGAAACCAGCUUGCUGGGAGGAUGUUGAACUGGAAGCAGGAGCCACUCGAGACUCUUGGACAAGCUGUGGAAGUACUUCUAGAGAGGAAGAAUCGGGUUUGGGCUCGUGUUCUUAUCCACCUGCUCAGUAGCUCCUCGGACAUAAAUCCUAAACUCAACAGCUGGGCAUGUCAUCUUAACAAUGCAGGCCUGAAUGCUGCCCAGUCUUUCAUUGAGCGCUAUGCUGAACACUUGGAGCAGCUAGACUUGGCCCUUCUGCUCAACUUUGGCCCAUUGCAGGACAUGGUUAUAGAGAAGUUGGACACCAGGCCAGAGUUUUUUUCAAGCCUUGGCUUGACAGUGACUGAAUACCUGAAACAGGCUCUUCCACAUGACAUGAGACUCUUUAUCUGGACUCUGGAGGAGCAUAGGGAUAAUUAUUUGUCCUGCCACUCUGUACUGGAUGAGUAUUUUGAAAUGAUGGAUGGCCAUUGUUCUGUCUUAAAAAAGUCUGAGGAAAAUCAAAAUAGUUCUUCUGUAAAGGCCAAAAGCCGAGGCCGGAAGAAGAAACAGAAAGAGCCAAAGGGUGUUAUAGUUUUGUCUGGGAGGAGAGGCAUCACUCCAAGAGAUGAAUGGGACCAUGAUUUCGUUGAAGAUGACUCUUUAUCGUUCUUGCUGCCCAGUGAUCCAUUCAGUGUACCCAGUCACCUUCGAGAACAAGUGACCAAUUUUGAGGACCAGUACAGCAGCAGCCACCAAAAUCACUAUAAAAAUAUUUUGGACAAUAACCCUGACCCAACAAAAGAAAGUUUGUAUGACUAUUUUGCCCAGAUCUUGGAGGAGCAUGGCCCAUUGGUGGCUGAGGACCCCCUGCUGGUUGGUGAACUUGAAAAUUUUCCAGCCGAAGCACAGCAGAAGAUCAGAGAAGCAGGUGGCUUUGAGCCAUUCCUUCUAGGGUCUCUUCGCUUCAUAAAGAUGGAAAGGUCCAUUGGCCUGGCUAAGCAUGCUGUUGUGCUGCAGGAGGCUGAUCAUGGACCCAGCCUGGAUGACCUGGAUGACAUAACAGACCCGGACAAACACUCUCAGCCCUCUUUCACAGCCUGUCUUAGUGACUAUCCAUCUGUACAGAAUGGUGUCUACCCCAUUCUCCCAAAUCCUUACAUUUAUGGUUUUCAUCAUCCUCUGUUUCUCCAGUCACUGACCACAGGUAAUGCCUGUGGAGGAACUCUGACCGUAAAUGAUCCCAUUUGUCAUAGGACUAACAGUGAAGGCUUUAACAGUGGUCAGUGUGCCUCUUACAUUUUAGCAAAUAACUCUAAGGAGCUGAAUGGUGAUGUUAAUGAGACAGAUUGUGGUACUUUGGAGAUUGAAGUAUCUUCAGGAGAAAUCACUACAAAGGAAACCAACCAGAACUUUUUAAGGAAACAUGCAGCAAUACAGACCUGUCAGGAGUCUAUGCGGAGUGUAGCAGUGAAUACAGAACUUAAUGAGCUUUUUGAGAGCUGCCAUGGUGAUAUCAGUAAAAAGGAGAAGAGCAACCAGGAGUUGAGUGAACAGAUCGAUAUGAUGAUGAAUGACCAUGUGCAACUUUAUCAGAAGCGUAAAGACGACAUCUCUUCUCUUGAGGCAGAUAUGCAGAAGACCAGUGCCAAUAUACAAGUUACAAAAAAGGAGUUGGAACUAUUCCAACACAAGCUGGAGGAGGAAGUGAAGAAGGACCAGAAAGAGAAGAAGGCCAACCAAGAGGUCCUCAAGUCCUUGAAGCAGGAGAUUGAACAACUGCAGCAGGAGCAUGACAGUCUUGCCAGAAGGAUUAGAGGGAAGAAAACCAACUACGACACACAGCUGAGUGAUUUUUUAGAGCUGAGUAACCAAUCAGCAGCUGAGAAGAUGAGUCUGGAGGAUGAGAUUAAGCGGUGUAAAGCCUUGGUUUCCACAGCUGUCAGAAGGUCCCACACAGCUCAGUUGUCUGUGUUGGAGAGCAACCAGGACCAGGUCUUGUACAGCCUAUACAGAGAACUAGCAGAUCAGAGGGCCUUACUGAGCAAACUGGAUGAUGUAGCACCCAGACAUUCAACCCAGGAUGUGGAAAUGGCUCGAAAAACUGUGAGAGUUGCUGUACAAGAACUUGAAAAGCAGAUUUCCAGUACUGAGACACAAUUCCAAGAGCAGAAGGACCAAGUGAAGAAUGGCACAACAGUCAACGAGUUGCAUCCAGUCAGCAUCGCUGAACCUCCAGAACAUCCAUUUUCACCACCUUCUGAAGGAGCUUCAGCCUCACUUAGAACUCCAGUGCGGAUCCAGCCAACUGUUGCUUCUGCUGCUGCCGAGGGCCACAAACCCCCCAUCAGGACCUGGAGCCCCCACCCACCACUGUGGCUGACAAGGCCAUUGAGCGCCUUUCCCCCAUUUCCCUACCUACACCAGGUCAGAUCUGAUGAAGUUAAUUCAGAAGCUGCGUUCAUCCAGUGGUGGAAGCCUUUACAGCAUGACGUUACAGGAUGUAGUCAGUGGUGUGACUCAGCUGAUUUUGGACCAUCAGGAACAGAAUGUUCUGGUGUCAACCUUCAGCGAACUUCCAGUCCAGCUCAUAGUGCGAAACCCCCUUUGGUAAACCCUGCAGUCUGGCAGUCAGUUGAUACCCCUAGAGUUCCACAUUCCAAAGCAGUAAGUCCUGAGGAUCCUUGCAUCAUCUGUCAUGAGGACAUGUUUCCAGAAGAUAUCUGUGUGCUGGAGUGCAGACACAGUUUCCAUAAUGAGUGCAUCAGGUCAUGGCUGAAGGAGCAGAGUACCUGUCCCACCUGCAGAGACCACGCCUGCUCCCUGAGGAUUUCCCUGUGCUCCCAGGACGGAGGCGCCAAGGGCCCCUGAAUCCCCCACCAGACCAUACUUUUUAAUGUAUUUUUUCCACUGAUAUUAUUACAGUUGGACUGAGGUUUUUUUAAAUUGCAUUUAAAAGGUUCUGUUUUCACUGAUUGAAAUGAGAAAUGAUUUCUGUUUUGGACCCUUGCUAAAUCAGUGAUUAUUUUCUGCCUUAUAGGAAACCAUUUUCCUCAUCAGUCCAGUGGUAAGUGGACAGGGUGAUGCUGUGUUGACAAAAUUAGUUACCAGUUGAGCAACAAUCUGAAAUGAGUCCCCUUGGGUUUACUGUCCAAUUUAUUAUUCCAGAAGGGCAUUUUAUGUGAUCCAAUCCAAGUCUGAAUAAAAUGGUUAUGCCAAGAAGCCAAUGGCUACUCCCCAAUGAGAUCAAAAUGUUUCUCACUUUUUUCCAGAGUUGAGUUUUCCUAAAUCCCUCCAAAGCUACAACUCCUUGCUUGAAGUUAAAAUUACUUAAACUUAAAUGAUUGUGUUUACUAAAGGAGUUGAAUCCAGCUAUUAUUUAACCUUUUCUUCUAGCUUCUGGGAAAAGCCUCUCAGAUCACAUGGUUGUGGUCUCAAAAUGCUUGGUGCAAAUCGCUGAGGAAUGUUUCAGUGUAGACAUGAUUUCAUCUUCAGACUCUGCACAGCUUCAGAGGGAAAUUCUCAGUGAUGAGAUGGUCGUCGUGAAGUACAAUGACAAUGUUGACUUCAAACUCUGCCGGAAAAAGACAGAGUGAAUUGAAUAAAUAUACAUACCUUGUAUGUUGCAUUGUCAAAGCACUGACAAGCUACAGUCAUGGUAACUUACUGCACUUAACUGCAAUCAGAACAGUGGAUCUGCUUUUACAUUUACCACACAUCUAAAAACUACACUGCUUAUUAUGCAAUCUAAGUAUAAGAAAUGCUCGUAUCACUU
Sphaeramia orbicularis (orbiculate cardinalfish) is the source of this 6367-nucleotide messenger RNA. It is a transcript of the gene ttc3, whose product is annotated as tetratricopeptide repeat domain 3. NCBI's taxonomy places the organism in Eukaryota, Metazoa, Chordata, Actinopteri, Kurtiformes, Apogonidae. The record is from RefSeq and is a predicted model, not a curated record. Gene Ontology annotation, molecular function: protein binding.